This is a messenger RNA of Gastrolobium bilobum, 1314 nucleotides long. RefSeq names its product galactomannan galactosyltransferase 1-like. The record is from RefSeq and is a predicted model, not a curated record. Bases 4 to 1314 code for a protein of 436 amino acids. Gene Ontology annotation, molecular function: galactosyltransferase activity. Gene Ontology annotation, cellular component: endosome; trans-Golgi network; membrane. The transcript has a single exon. Lineage: Eukaryota; Viridiplantae; Streptophyta; Magnoliopsida; Fabales; Fabaceae.
UCCAUGGCAAAGUUCGGUUCCAGAAACAAAUCCUCCUUAUGGCCCUCAGAAGGUUGUUUCUUCCUCGGUGGAGCAUUAACAACUCUUCUUCUAAUUUGGGGUUUAUGCUCCUUCAUAAUCCCCAUCCCCAACAACAACCCCAAACUUAACUCCGUCGCCACCAAACUAAAAUUUCCCACAAUCCCUUCCGGCGCCGCCGAAAACUUGGCUCCCGAUUUGCUUUACGACCCGCUGGAUAGAACCUUCUACGACGACCCAGAAACGAGUUACACCAUGGACAAGUCAAUGAAAAACUGGGACGAGAAGCGCAAGGAGUGGCUGCUGCAUCAUCCUUCCUUCGCCGCCGAAGCACGUGAAAAGAUUCUCCUUGUGACGGGGUCGCAGCCGUCAAUGUGCAACAACCCAAUCGGCGACCACCUCCUCUUGCGAUUCUUCAAGAACAAGGUGGAUUACUGUCGCCGACACAACAUCGACAUAUUCUACAACAACGCACUCUUGCACCCGAAGAUGAACACUUACUGGGCCAAGUACCCUGUUAUUCGGGCCGCGAUGAUGGCCCACCCGGAAGCCGAGUGGGUCUGGUGGGUCGACUCGGACGCGGUCUUCACCGACAUGGAGUUCAAGCUUCCACUAAACCGUUACAAGGACCACAACCUCGUGGUUCAUGGUUGGAAAGAACUGGUACAACAGAAUCAUAGCUGGACGGGGUUAAACGCUGGCGUUUUCUUAAUCAGGAACUGCCAAUGGUCGUUGGAUUUCAUGGAUGUGUGGGCCAGCAUGGGCCCACAGACACGUGACUUCGAGAAAUGGGGUGAGAAGUUGAGAUCAACGUUCAAGGACAAGGUGAUCCCUGACUCGGAUGAUCAAACAGCGCUGGCUUACUUGAUAGCGAUCGAGAAGGACACGUGGAUGGAUAGGAUUUUCUUGGAGGACCAAUACUACUUUGAAGGGUAUUGGGUGGAGAUUGUGAAUACUUACGAAAACGUAAGUGAGAGGUAUAAUGAGGUGGAGAGAAAGGUAGAAGGGCUUCGGAGGAGACACGCGGAGAAAGUUAGUGAGUCUUAUGGUGUGAUGAGAGAGAAGUAUGUGAAGGAGUUAGGGAAAUGGAGGAGACCCUUCAUCACACACUUCACUGGGUGCCAACCUUGCAAUGGAAACCAUAAUCCAACGUAUGCUGCUGAUGAUUGCUGGAAUGGCAUGGAGAGAGCUCUUAACUUCGCUGAUAAUCAAGUUCUGCGAAAAUAUGGUUUCGUGCAUCAUGAUCUCAUGGAUAAGUCUGUUUGGCCAUUACCCUUUGAUUAUCCUCUUGCUUAA